Plenodomus lingam JN3 is the source of this 2547-nucleotide messenger RNA. NCBI's taxonomy places the organism in Eukaryota, Fungi, Ascomycota, Dothideomycetes, Pleosporales, Leptosphaeriaceae. The record is from RefSeq and is a predicted model, not a curated record.
AUGCGAUGCGACGCCUACUACAACCCGUACUCAACCGAAUAUCCCCCCCCCGCCCCCCUUCGGCUACGCAUAAGAAUGGCGGCACCAGGUAUAACAGGUCGCACGCGGCCUACCAAGGUCAAGAAGCGUGAAAACAUACAGAAAAGGAAGCGCGACGAUGUCGACGUAGAGAAAUUGGAGCAAGCAGUGCAGGCACUGGUAUGGCAGCAGUGUCGCAUGCUACAUGUGUAUAAACGGCUAAUUUUCUCCUUCCAGGACCCCAAGAAUGGCGACUAUAAAGACUUCACUGAUCUCCCCCUCUCCGAACCUACCAAACAGGGCCUCAAGUCGUCCCAUUUCGCAGUCAUGACCGACGUCCAGGCCAAAGCCAUCCCACUGGCUCUUCUCGGUCGCGACAUACUCGCUGCGGCCAAGACAGGAAGCGGCAAGACGCUCUCAUUUCUCAUACCCGUUCUCGAAAACCUCUACAGGUUGCAGCAUGUUGGCCAAGAUGCAGGCUUGGGCGCAUUGAUCCUUUCUCCUACUCGCGAGUUGGCCAUCCAGAUAUUCGACGUCCUCCGCAAGAUCGGACGGCAUGGCCACAUGUUCUCAGCUAGUCUGCUCAUCGGCGGCAAGAGUCUAGAGGCGGAGCGGAAUGCGUUGCCCAAGACCAACAUUCUCGUCGCAACGCCCGGUCGACUGCUUCAGCACCUGUCACAAACGGCCAUGUUCAGUGCCGACGAUCUCAAAAUGCUGGUCCUGGACGAGGCUGACCGCAUCCUUGACAUGGGUUUCCAGCGCGACGUGGACGCUAUCAUCGACUAUCUACCAAAAGAGAGGCAAACGUUGUUGUUUUCAGCUACACAGUCGAAAAAGGUGUCGGACCUUGCACGUCUGAGUCUCCAGGAUCCGGAGUAUGUAUCUGUUCAUGCUGAAGAUAAGAGUGCGACACCCAAGGGCCUCACGCAAAAUUACAUUAUUUGUCCUCUCGAGGAGAAGAUGGAUACGCUCUGGAGUUUUAUACAAGCAAGCAAAAAGUCCAAAAUUCUCUGCUUCUUCUCAACAGCCAAGACUGUGCGAUUUGUUUACGAAUCCUUCCGACACAUGCAGCCAGGUAUACCACUGUUACACAUACACGGACGGCAAAAACAAGGCGCUCGACUUGAAACUACGGCAAAGUUCUCUGCGGCGAAAUAUUCGUGCCUAUUUGCGACGGACGUAGCUGCCCGAGGUCUUGAUUUCCCAGCAGUCGAUUUUGUCAUUCAGGUCGAUUGUCCUGAUGAUGUUGAUACUUAUAUCCACCGCGUCGGCCGCACAGCUCGUUACAAUCGCGAGGGUCGCGGUGUCGUAUUUCUUGCACCAAGCGAAGAAGAGGGCAUGCUGAAGCGUCUGGAAGCUAAAAAGGUGCCCGUGGAGAUGAUCAAUGUUCGCCAGAAGAAGCGAACGACAAUCAAGGACCAACUACAAAACAUGUGUUUCCAGGAUCCAGCGCUCAAAUACCUAGGUCAAAAAGCCUUCAUGACGCAUGUCAAGUCAAUCUAUCUACAGAAAGAUAAAGAGGUGUUCAAGCUCAAGGAAUACGAUCUUGAGGCAUAUGCAGCAAGUCUAGGGCUGCCCGGCACACCUAGGAUCAAGUUCUUGCAAAACGAUGAUAGCAAGCAACGGAAACAGGCAUCACGACAAGUUAUUGAAGUUUCCGACUCUUCAGACGAAGAAGAAACAACGAAGAAGGCGAAGCCUGUGCGCACAAAGUAUGAUCGCAUGUUCGAGAGGCAGAACCAGGAUGUAUUGGCCGAACAUUACAAGAAGCUUGUCAGACGUGGAGACGAGGAUGGUGCCGCAGCCAACGACUUUACGGGCGCAGAGACUGGGGUUAACGGUGAUGUUGAUGACUUCAUGGCUGUCAAGCGAAGAAUACCCGCGUCAGACGACGAGGAAGACUUUGGCAUUGCCGAAAGCGAAGAGCAAAUUGCACCUGGUGGUCGAAUAGUUCACUUGGCGGGAGCUUCAAAACCUCUCGUUAUCGACAGCAAUCGCCGUGAGAAACUCCUCAAAUCCAAGAAAAAGCUUCUGAACUUCAUGGACAAAGGUAAGAAGCUUAUCUAUGAUGAUGAGGGCAACCCACAUGAAGUCUAUGAGCUCGAAACGGAAGAAGACUUCAAGAGGAAAGGCUUGCCAGAGGAACAACGGCAGAGAUUUAUCGAGGCCGCACGAGAAACCGUGCAGACGGCAGAUAUUGAGGACAAGGCAACUGCUAAGGCGAAGAGAAAAGAGAAGCUCAGGAAGCGCAAGGAGCGCGAGAGGAACGAAGCAACUGAGGGUGUCGACCAGGGAGCCGAGGUCGCAGAUCCUGGGGAAGAUCCACUGGCCAACUUUAGGGCCGAUGCAGAAUACAGCGAUGAAGAAGAGGAACUACCGAAGAAGAAGGAGAAGAAGUGGUUCCAGUCAGAUUCAGAAGAUGAUGAGAAGAGCGCUAAGAAGCGGAAGAAGAACAAAUCGAAACACGUCGUCGAGCAGCCAGAGACAUUGGAGGAUAUGGAGGCUCUGGCUGCCGGACUUCUGGGUUAG